GGCUGUAAUCGAUAUGUGGGAUGUACUCGUCUGUCUGGGCUGCGUGUGUCCAUCCCGGCCCGUGGGUUGCUUUCACUCUGGCUGGGUCUCUCCGGCGUGAGGAGGUCUCGGGCUGGUUCAGGCUGCAGAGUUGCUGUGCCGUGUACAUGCCUGGGCAUAUCCCAGCUUGCUGGAGCAUCCCUCGCACUUUCCCGUUCGUGUUUUAGGGGAGGGAGAGGCUCCAGUGGGCGAGCCUGUCUGUCUCAGCUAGACAUCCUUGUAGGGAGAAAGGAAGCGGGCUGCCAGGAAGGAUCGGUCUUUUUAUUAGCUUUUCCUUGUAAGUUUCCGCGCUCGGAGUCAAGGUUAUGAUUGUCCGGUACCAAGCUGCAAAGCAGCGCCCUCCGUUUCUUCCCGGGAGAGAGGGGGCAACGGAUCUGCACUGGCGGUGCGACGGGUCCGGAGAGGAAGGAAACUGGUACUGACACGUGGUGAGCGGGCAAGUCUGGACUUGCUGCAGCAACAUAUAAACCACAUGAUGGCAUUUAAUCUGGCUGACCUGUUUUCCACUGCCCAAUUCUACCAGCUGCCAACUUCAGAUAUGCAAUUCCAAUGAGUCGACCUCAUGAGGCAGACACGGUGUUAUUAAUUCUUUCCUGAUUUGCUGGAUGAGGUUAUGAGAGAAGUGACAUGAAGAGAGACCCAGUGCUGUUUUUUGCUCUAUUUCUUGUCGCCGAGGUCCGAGGUGCUGCUCCAAACCCAAUGGAAUGCCAGGAGAGUGAGUAUCUGGAUGAGCACAGGAAGUGCAUUCCUUGCAGGGAGUGUGGCCCAGGAUGGGAGCUUUCCAAGGAGUGUGGCUAUGGUGAGGGAAGGGAUGCCCAGUGCACUGCUUGCCCUCCCAGAAGGUUUAAGGACAGCUGGGGGUUCCAUGGUUGCAAACCUUGUCUUUCCUGCCCCCUCAUCAACCGUGUCCAGAAAUCCAACUGCACUGCCACUUCCAAUGCAGCCUGUGGGGAAUGUCUGCCAGGGUUUUACAGUAAAACCCGGAUUGGCGGGCUGCAGGAUCUGGAAUGCAUCCCCUGCACAAAGCAGACUCCUUCCUCUGAGCCUCAGUGCAGCUCCAGGACUAGCCUGGUGAAGGUAGCAAUCCCCACAGUACCUCCCCAGGACACCGCCCUCCUAGUGCUAACCAGCAGUGCGCUAGUCAUCAUUGUGUUGGUGCUGCUGGCACUCGCCAUCAUCUGCUGCAAGCGCUUCUGGAAGAGCCAGUGUCAGCGAGUGUUUCUGAGGACCCAGAAUUUCUCGGCCCAGAGGGUGAUGUUCCAGGCCUCAGCCAGGCCAAGCAGGUUUCCCUGUGAGGAACAGAUGUCUAGUUCCUGCUGCUUGGGUGUGAAGAACCUGAGCCCUUGCUCCUGGCAAGCAGAAGUUCCAGGUCCUGUUGAACCAGUUCAGUUAAUGUCGAAUGGUGAAGCCAUAGGCCUGCAGAUCCCUGCUCUCCAGCCCAAUUUGGAAGAGAUUGCUGUCAGUCCCAAUCCCAAAUCCCGGCUGGUGAGGAGCGUCUUGGAGACACAACCCCUGAUAAGGAACUCAGGGUCCAGCAACUGUUCUGCAGAGGGCCCAUCAUCCUCAGAUGCCAGGCAGGGCACAGCUGGGUUCACAGAGUCCCCGACUCCCCUCUCAUCAUGUGCUUCAGAGAUGCAGCCUAGGUGGCCCCAUGCCCCAGUGGAGUGCACGGAGCUAGACCUGCAGAAGUUUUCCACCCAGGCCGAGUUCAUGGGCACCAAAAGCCAGGAGGAUGCAGAGAAACAGGUGGCUCAGAGGAUCUGGAGACAUACAGAUGAGCUAACCCUUGAAGUUCCCCUGUUUGGUGCCCCUCUGAUAACGCAAAGUGAACUUGUUCUGGAGGCUGUCACGGGAUCGUCCUCAUCCUUCCAAAUUCCCACUGCUGAAAGCAGGGAGCAGCCUCAGGUGAAUGAUGUCCUGAGCCUUGUGAGUGAGAUUAGCAGCGUCACACAAGGUCUCCCCAUAGUACAGCUCCCUCACUCCUUGGUGCUGUCACUCGGCUUCCAGUUGGACCCUUGCUUGUCUGGUCUCAAGAAUUUCAGCCACGUGGGAGUGGCGCUGGGGGUCCCAUCCCAUCUGGUGAGCAGGAUGUCUGGAUUCAAGCAGCUUGUCGCUCACUUCGCCUCCUCAGGAGACACAGUCACUGUUCCUGCCCUAGCCCGGGUCCUACAGCAACUCCAGCGCUUCGAUGCCUUGCUCCUACUCUGCGAUCAUUUCGUUCUGAGCCGGGCCCAGGGCUGCCAACACUAGGAGAAACACACGUCGCUGCCUCAGCACAAAUAGGGAGGGGUGUCUCCAGGCAUAGUUUUGGCUGGGUGAACCUGGCAGUGAUGCAGCUGCAUGGUUUUCUACCCACUCUUGUGGGUUGUGUGGAGGUGGUCUUUGAAAGUUGGGGGUAGAAUCACAGUAGAAUGAUGAGUCUGUGAAUGCUCACUGAGUAAACUUUUCUCUCAACCAUUGCUCGCUUCCCACCUUGUGCUGGUGAUGGUUGGCAGAUGCAUGUGCUACCUCCAAACACCACCUUUCUUCAUAUGUGUUUGUAUUGAUGCCCAGAGACCUUGUGGCCCUCAUGGUCACCAUGCAUGGCUACAGGGCCAUUUGCCUCCAUGGGCAGGUGUGGAUUUAUAAUGGACCCUGGAAGCACACAGUGUUUCCUUGAAUCACAUCUCAGCUGUAAUGAUUGAACUCAUUGUGUGAGAGGCUAGGUCGGGGAGGGGUAUGAAAAUAUCCCCCAACUCUAAGAGGGAGCUCAGAGGGUCUGGACCCUCUGUGUUGGAUUUCUCCCCCUCAGCUGAUUGUAUCUUCCUCUUAGACGCCUGAUCAUCAUUUGUUCUCUCCCCAGCCUCCCACUUUUUAGAGGUGGCCUUCUCCAUUUGGCAGACGUUGCAUUUUGCUGGCUUUCUGCUCAGCUUUCUGCUGUGGCUGCCUUUUUGUUAACUUCUCCUUUUGUGCGCCGACGAGGGGACCUGUUCUUGGAGAAGGGUUGUUUAGCUGCCACUCCUUUUUUUUUUUUUUUGCUGGGAAGGAGGGACUCAUGCACUGAAUUUCCGUGUGUCAUACCAAGAUAGCAGUGUGUUUAAUUGUAUUUCCUGGCUGUGGAAUGCAACACUUUUCGUAAAGGGAUAUUUCAAAUUGAAAGUCAGGAUUUUCUUAAGCAUGGUGGAAUUUGCUUCAAUGCAGAUGCCAGUGUACUUGUUGCAUUUCCCAGUCUUCUUCUAAUCACCUCUGCUCCCUUGCCUGAAGGGGAUUGCUAAUGGGCUCCUCUGUGCUGAUGUUUGGAGGACAGCACAGCACAUAUUCUGCUCUUCUGCAGAGUUUUAAGAACACAUGACCCAAACAAAACCCUUGUGGGACUCUGGAUGUGUAACCCAGGGUAAGGGUCUCCCCUCCAUUGCCCCUCCUGUGAGCACCAUAGGUCACAUCUUCUAAACACUAAAUGGAGACCACUUGGCCUGGAUAGUGCCUCUUUGAAGUGCAAACUGAAGGAUGGCUUGGCUUUCAGCUCAUCCCGUGCCCAAUUCUCUUGCUGUAGGAUGCAGGCCAUUCCCAUUGGCUUCUGCAGGAGGUGCUUCUCUCCUAUGCUGGGAAAACAGAGCCUGUGGGGUUUAGUAUGUUACGUAGCCACAACAAAAUAAACUCAGUAUAAUAAUGGCGGGUGUCUCAAUGGCACAACCAUUCUAUCCCCUUGCCAUGGUUAAUUAAAAACUGAAAGGAUGGAACCCCUCCAGAACUAAUUAUGCCAAGUUCAUAAUGGGAAAUGCUGGAUGAAACACCAUGGAGUAGUCUCAAAAGAGUAUUUUUUCACAGAUAGUCUAAUGUACUGCCAGGUGCAUAAUGCCCCCUACUAGAAUUAAUCAGACCUCUGUGUGGUCAGAUUCUGAUUAUUAACCUGUGCAGGGAGGCUAAAUACUACUCCCAGGUGAUGAGGGUUGCCAUUUGCCUGCAAGAGGCGUCUGUUGGAAGGGCAGGAAAGUAUGACUUCUCAUCUCAAUGCCAUGUGUAUUUGAUUUGGCUGAAUGAUUCCGGUGUCCGAAGGUUUGUGUCCUGGCCACUUUAUGCUUCCUGUAAAAGUAAUCAUGCCAUGAGUGGUGCAGUGGCUUUAUUGUAAAAUAAUGUGUUGUUCAGACUAAAGAUGACCUCAUUUUCUGAGAAUGGCGGUUCCAUAGGGAUGCGCUUUUCUGUCUGUAAUUUUCUCUAGGAGGAUUUGUCAGAGUUUGCCAUGGUUUGGCUGUGUUAGACUUUCUGAAGUUCCUGGAACUGGUGGCUGCAGGUUUUUGUGCUAUUUUCUCAAAGCUGCCACCAGCUUCUCUUCUUACUGUGCAUUAAGCAGGAGCAGAUUACACUUUGAACUGCUACCUGACAAAUUGGAUUGGUCGGGGGAAGUUGCAGAAUAUGAAACAAUCUAAGUCUCCUGUAAGGCUGGAGAAAUCCUGCCACUGGGUCACUUCGCGGACUGACAGGCAAUAUUAAAGUAAGCUUUUAAGUGCAGUAUCGUUGUCAGGGGCAAAUACUUCAGGAGAAAACAUGACACACCCCACGCCUCCCGGAGACAGGACAGGAAUCCAGCCCUGGCAAUCAGCUGCAAUAGUCUGUUUUGUGGUUGCAGGACAUACCCACAGUCAAUUCAUGAGAGGACCCUAGCAAUCAGGGCAUGUGACAUACUCUAUUAUAUUAAUGUGUUUUUCAGCCCUGGCACUCAGCUGUGACAGAUUCCUUUCAUAGUGAGGUCAUUUUCAGAGAGCAGCUGCUCCAGGAGGAGAGGCGUCUCCGGGAGCCUGAUUGCAAUCAGCACUUUGCCAUGAAUUCAGACAGAUGGAGGCUGUCAUUCAGGUUCUAUAAAACACACUGUUUCACUAUGUUUCGCGUUAGGUGGGAUUCAGUGUGGCUCUGUCGAGUGGCUGAUGACAUAGGCUCCCCUAAAACGCCAUCUCCAGGUGGAUCUUUACUUCAUUUGUGACACAACCUUGACACCUAGUGGAUGGGAAAGGAGGUGCCUUUCUAAUAAUCUCUCCUGGGUCCUUGCCCAGUGUGUGGAGCUGGCUGUUUCAAACAAGGGUUAAGAAGACUGUGGCUGGCUCCACACUGCACACGGUGAUGGUGUUGGGCUGUACAACAUUUCCCACAUGUGCUGUAUUUCGCUGCCCCUCAGCUCGUAGGGAUUGCUUUUUUUUGUGAAGGCUUGAGACCGAUAUCUGGGGCUGGCAUUGGUGUUGCCCCAUUUAGCCACACGUCUGUUUCACUCUGCUACACCUUUGAGGGUUCAAGUCCAAUGUAGAGUUGUUAACCUCAUGAGCUCUGGGACAUACUCAAGGAGUUUCACUGGUACUAGGGUCCCUAGAACAAUACUGGCUGGUGAGGACGGAGUUUUGCUGAGCAUACAUAGUGCUGCCAAAGUGCAUAGGCAAAGCGUGCAAGAUAUCAGCCCAUCUGCACCCAGUUAGCAUUGUGGGCACUAUUCAUCUUCCCAUGAGCUUUGGGAAAAGGGAGCUGGACUGUCCUUGGUUAAACCCUUCACCUUAUCCCAGCUAAGAACCAUAAGCUGUUGAUAGUGCUGUGCUGUCUUAAUUUCAUUCACAUUGCCUGAGCAUCAAUGGUGUCCCAGGGCCCUCACUGGUACAUUUGAGAACACAGUGUCCCCGCUGCUGGGUGAUCCAGGGAUGUUCUGCAGUAGCUGCAGGGCUAGAGAGCAGAAAGGGUGGUGGUUUUCACUGUGUUUAGUAAACAGCUCUCCGGAGUGAAAAACAUAUUGCUUAUGCCAGUUACCAAACGGUGCUUUGCAGCCAUCAAGCUAUAAAGAGACAAAGCAGAAGGAUGGUCUUGUGGAUAAAGCAUCGCACUGGAAGUCAGGAGAUCUGCACAUAGCUAUGCCAUACAUGUUGAAUGUGUUUGGCAGGUCACUUCAACUCUCCAUUCCUGUUGCCCCACUUCUAAUGUAGGGACAAUAAUACUCUCCUACCUCAUAGAUCUCUUGUGAGGCUUAAUCCAUUAAUGUUUACAGCCUCCUUUGAGAGCCUCAGACAGGAGACAAAUGAGAAUGACAGAGCUGACCUAGUAGCAUAAAGCCUGGUCCAUUAAAGUCAGAGGCAAAAUAAUCAUAAACUUCAAUGGGAUCAGGAUUUGGCCUGUGGUACAUGGUUCCUCCCUUCCCUAUCCUGUGUCUCAGGCUCCCCUCUUCUCCCUUUAUUUUUGUGCAUUUUCCUGCCUCUGUGUUUUCUGCCCUCUUUCCACUCCGCUGCCUCUUUCCCCAAAUUUAAAAUUUCAAACUCUUUACAGUCCAAGAAGUGCGCACUAGUCUGCACUUUUCUGAUGUCAUUUCUGUAUCCGAGCCUCAACUACUCAGCAAUAUGGAUAGAAACAUCAGCUCUUUUAAGCCCAGGAUCAGCUUCCAUGUACGACAUCCUUUGUGCACUCAAUCGUGCACCUGAUCUAUUGUUCUGAGUCAGAGAACUUGCAAAUGUCUAAAUACAUCUCUACCUCGAUAUAACGCUGUCCUUGAGAGCCAAACAAUCUUACCCCGUUAUAGGUGAAACCAUGUUAUAUUGAACUUACUUUGAUCCACCGGAGUGUGCAGCCUCGCCCCCCCAGAGCACUGCUUUACCCCAUUAUAACCAAAUUUGUGUUAUAUCGGGUGGCGUUAUAUCGAGGUGGUGUAUUUCUAAGACUAUGGUUCUGAUUAGAGAGCCCCUGGUAUUGACAGUUCCAGUGCUGAGCUAGUUAAAACCAUUUCAGUACUAAUUAACUGGCACAUAAAGACUGUCUUAACAGACUGACAUAUAUUGUGAUUUCAUUAUUGAAUCUUACGGUUGAAAGUUUGAUAAUAGGAAAUUUAUAUAAUCAAAACCCAGUUGGGUUCAUCUGAUCAUAGCAAUCCUAUUAUCAUAGCUCUGGGUGCCUGAAGUUGGCUGAGAACACAGACCACAAGGGAAUGUGUAAUUAGAUUAUAAUUAAUUGGCGUUGGUCUUUUAUGAAGUAAUUAAAAGCAUGGUGUCUCCCAGCAGCCAGGAGGGGGCAGUAUUGCCUUGUUUAAACUCCAGUGUGCAUUUCACCUGGAUGGUUUGUUACUAAUAGACAUUGGUUUCUGUUGAACAUCUUUAAAACCUGAACCUGUUGAGGACAAAGUCAACUCACAUGUGGGGCAUGGCCACCUAAAGCUGGACAUGAUGCUUUCUCUGUCUGCUAGUCACCUCUGGCAAAGUCAAGCUCAACUUGUUGCUUUUGAGAUUGCCUUGCGGUGAACAGAAGUGUUGAACAUUUUAUCCCUUCUGAGUUAAAAUGUCAGUAAAUGAUACCUCAUUACUUGGUUAGUUAACUAUGCAGCACUAAUUAAAAAGAUGCCUGAAAUGUAAAACAUCUCAGGGCAAAUGCAGAUCUGGGGCCAAGAUGCUGAUCUUUGUUAUACCACCAUACAUUUGUAGUAAUGUCACUGACUUAAGUGGCUACUCUUGAUUUACUCCUAUACCAGUGAAAUCAGAAUUUGGUCACUAGUGUGAUGGAUUUUCACCUGCCCUUCAUAUCAUCAACUAUGGGUUAUUGGAGUCAGUGGUUGUUCUGCCUCAUGAGUUAGCUUUGCUGAGUACAUCAGCUCCCAUUGGCUUCGGGGUGGGCACUGAGAGUGCUCAGCAGUGCCCCCACGCAGGAUCCGACUCAGUUUGAAUGUAAGGCUUUUCCUGCUCCUUCAUUUAUUUCAGGGGCUGCUGUGUCUGUUACUGCCCAACAGCAUAAUCAUGUAAUGAAUAAUAAAUGAACCUCUGGAGUUACACUCUGGGAGAAAAAGCUAAACUUGGGUAAAUGCUGAUGAUCCUUUUGUAAGUGUUGUUAACAAUCAGUGAUUUCUGUAUGUGAGUAUUAUAAUGUGUGUUGCAAAUUCUUGCCAUUUCCUGAUGUGUUGUUUGUCCUUGCUGAUCUCACUGGGUAGCCUUGAUGGUGAAUGGGGAAAGCACAGUGUAAAGGAAUUUUUCCUCUUGGAGAAUUUGGUCUAAGUGAACAUGUCCUUUCCCUAGUUCAAGGUUUUUAUGUCUAUAUUUUAAGGUGCCCUAUCAUUUUUAAGCUGUGUGCCAUGUUGUUCAGAGGCUGAUCAAUAAUAUUCAUUAUUAAUCAAAUAUUAAUAUUCAUUCAAUCAAAAUUAAUUGACAAACCCUAUUAACUUCUGCCUUAGGAAUGAAGCGGUUGAGAUGUAAGGUUCUUUGUUCAAGUAAAGCAUGCAGAUAAACUACUCUGAAGCACACUCUGGCUGUAUUCUCUAGGCCAAUCACAAUGUAGCUGUUCAGUUAUGGUGUAUUUAAUGAAAGAGUGUUCGUUAAAUACAAGAUGGGACUAUUUUUGCCUAGUUUAACUGGAUUCUAGUUACUCUUCUGCAUAUAGCAAAUUAGGGGCCCAAGCAACCUCUUAAGCAAGUAGUUCUUGUGUGAGUCAUCCCAUUGGCUUCAAAGAAAUUAUUUGAAGAGGACUGGUUAUAUGAGUAAAGGGUUGCAGGACUGGGCUUUUAAUGGUUAGGAAAAAUGUAACUGGAGUUCAAGGUAAGUCAACAGCAAAACUCCCUUGACUUCAGAGGGAGCAGGAUUGGGCCCAAAGUAAUUUAGUAAUGCCAGAAUUUUAAAGAGUGACCCACUGCUUUUGGGCGCCUACCUUGAGAUGUCUUGGAUUUGAUUUUCACAACUCCUGCAGAAGCCUAUGGAAGCUGUGGGUUUUUAACACCUCUGAAAAUAAGGCCCUGGUCAUCUCACUUUGGCCACCAAAAAUUGUGGCAUCCACAGUCAAUGGCCAUUUUGAAGGUUUGGCUGCAAACCAGUGAGAGUGGUUCUUCACUUUUUCUUUUUCUUUUUUUAAGAAAAAUUUCAGCACAGUGACUGGAAUGUGAAAUUUCCAGAAAUCUGUGACUUACAGUUUCUGUUUUAAUGUUAAACAAACUUGGGUGUGGGGAAUCUCCAGAGAGUCUGAAUCCUGCAUUUCAGUGUAGAAAGCCAGUAAUGCUGAGCAGGGAUGGCUUAUUAUGAGUUAAAAGAAGUACAAUUAUUCAGCCUCUGUAAGAGUUCAGUUGGGAAUAACUGACUUAGAAACAUGGAAAUAUUUCCUGGCUCAACUUCCUUUUUCUCAAUCAUGUCUCAGGCUCUAAUUCAGGAAAGAACAUAGUAAAAUUCUUAAAUCCAUUCUUACCUUUAAGCAUGUGCUUAAGUCCAAUUGACUUUAAUGGCAUUUAAGCACAUAUUUUAAAUACUGUCUUGAACAGGGCUACUGAGCUGAAUUAGCCUGAAUAUGCUAUUACGUGAGCAGGUAGCUGCUGGGAAAGCUGUUUUAUUGCUCAGGGAACCUUUAAUUCUGGUGUGUUCAGAAAGAUCUAAUUAAAAUACUAGGAGGAAGUCCUCAUGGUGCUCAUCCUGGUGUGUCUCAUGAGGGUUUUUUUUGUUGUUGUUUUCAAUUGCUGUAGUCAGGAACUGUCCAUGGAAAUACAUAGGUUUUGUAUUUUUUAUGGUGAAUAUUAUUUUUGUAAAGGUUGUAAACAGGUUGUUUAUAUUUUUGUAAAUUCAUUGACAUUGUAAAUAGAGCUGUAGCUCUUCCCCCCACCCCAUCUGUUUUUAAAAAAUCCUGUGUUUUAAUGUACUGGGGAAUGUUUUGGGGCUUCCCACAUUCCGUCUUGGAUUCAAUGCCAUUGAAUGUUUUUUGUAUUUGUAGUUAAAUACAUUUUUAAGAAGAAAAUAUUGGUGGUUUUCAGUGAGUUUUUCCCCCCAUCCUGUUUGUCUGACAUAUACAGAAUAGUUUACAGAACUACAGGAUGUUCCACAUGUGUAUCUAAGUUGAUAGGAAAAACAAAAACAAUGUGAGGAAAUAAGAUAUGAGCACACAUAAGGGCGCAGAGUUAAGGUUCUGUAUGCAAUAACUUGAGUUGAAGCUGCGGUUCUUAAUCUAUGAAAGUGAGACCACUUGUUUAGGUAUAGAGGUAUAGGCACCUAACUUCAAACACCCAGUUUUGGAAAUAUUAGUCUGGUCUACUCUUGAAAAUUGUACUGGUACUGGGGUAAUAUUUUUUUCACUGAAAUACUUAUGCUGGUACAAGCCCUAACAUGGACAGUUAGACUGGUCUAAAGGUGCCUUAUACUUAUAUAACUUAUUCUUGUAUAGGAAGGAGAAUAAGCUAUACCCCUACAAAUACCUUUAUAGUGGUAUAGUUAUGUCCACACCAGGGGCUUUGUACCACUUUAACUAUGCUGGUGCAAUGUGUAUGUAGAUGAGCCCUUAGUGAAAAAGGUCAGUGAAACUGUUCUUUUGUGAAGACACAACUGAACCACACAACCUCAGGCCUAGUACAGGGCUGCUGUUCAGCUUGCAGCGUUUCUAAAGAAGCUGCUUUCUUGGAGCUGAGUAGGCAGUAUUGCAUCUCCAUUUUCAGAGAUGCUUGAAACAACACUCUAAGGGUAUGUUUAUGCUGCAGUUAGACACAGACAGCUGGCGUGUCCUAGCUGACUUGGGCUAAGGGGCAGUAGAUGUCCAGACUCAGGCUGCAGUCCAAGCUCUGGGACCCUCAUACUUUUCAGGCUCCUAGAGCCCAGGCUCCAGACUGAACCUGAAUGUCUACAUUGCAAUUAAACAUCUGCUCUAGCCCACAGGGCAGCCACGGGUAUCAAACUGCAGUGUAAAAUACCCUAAGAAUUAAUAUUGAAAUGUAGAACUAGUAGCUGACGAUUGGUCUGCCUGGGCUGAUGUUCUCAGUAAAAUGUGUCAUGCAUUCUUCAACCCCAGCCUGGGUUUUCCAAAGUUCUGGUCCAGAGUUGAAGGGAAUGUUCCAAGCAAAUCUUGGGAUUUUGGCUAAGAGUUAUGAAGCCUGCUCACAGAGAACAGCUUGAAUUCAUAAGGCCUGGCAUAUUGUGGCUCAGUUUUGGAGAAGAAUCCCAGAUUUACCGUGCUGAAAGAGCAGGAUUUGAAGAGAGUUUCCCUGCAGAUUGUUGUGGCUGGACUUCAGAAUAUAACUGCUGAAUUUUCACUUAGCUCACAUCCUUUGGCUUCCAGAUGACUGUCACGCAAGCACCUCAUUCUUCCUGUUUGGGAACCAAGAAAAGUAGGAGGUGUUGCAAGUGAGGAUUAAGGUGCAUUGGCAGAGCUGUGUGGUGAAAGGCCACCACUUCUGGUUGCAUUAAACCUAGCCUGUACUGUUCACCUCUCUAGCCUUAAUAAGGCUGAUAUGUUGUGGAGUUCCAGUGUGGCCCUGUGAUGAGGUAUAUACCCCACAGAGCUAAUGAAAGAGUUCCAGGAGACAGAGAGAAAUUAGUGCACCUGGCUACAUCUGCAGGAUGGGCAAGGCCCAAACUAAGAAGAAACCCAGCAGGGAGAGGAGGUGGGUGGUGAGCAUAAGGAGAGGAAGCCCAGAUGAGCAGGGGACUGCAGGGAGAAAGAAGAAGAGCUCUGCAGUCCCCCUCUGGUUGCGAGAGAGUGGAGGAAAGGCCUAGAUUGAGGCAAUAAGCCUAGGGAGGGGCUGAAGGAACGGCCCUGGGGGAAGGCCAAGGUAGGAAGAAGUCCAGGGAGGCAGCAAGGAGUCUCAGGAAGAAGACUAUAACUGCUUGCGCCAGGAUCCCUGGACUUGAGCCCAGAGAGGAGAGAGGGCCUGGAUCCCCCUACCAGCAACUAGAAAAGGUGGUGUGGAAACCCCCUGACACAAAGGGGAGAAGGACUACUGAGUCUGAGUCAGGCUCCCAGGAGAAAGCCCUGGGAGGUGUUGCUCUGCACCAGUGCAGGGGAACAACCCUGCUGAGCCUGGGAAGGGGUGAGGCACCUGCAGAGGAGUGGGCCAAGGCAGGGGCAAAGAAGUUUAUUUACAUUCAGUUUAGUGGGCUCUUUGCUUAUCUUGGAUAUGACCUGGCCCGAGGGCUGAGCCUGGAGCCGAGGCAGACUCCCAGAAGGCCUGAGCGGCUGUGAACAGAGGAAGAGAGCCUGCUGCAUCACACCCAGCCUUCAGAGUGUGGUGAGUGCACACUCUUCUACAGGCCUUUUGUGUAAGAUGUCAGUUUAGAGUGCUCAGGUGGUGUGGUACACCCACAGAAGGGGAGCAGCCCCCUGGAACUCCUCCAAAGGGAAAGGAGUUACGUGCAAAAGGCUGGGGUCCUCCUGGGGAGAAAGGAAGGGGAGACAGUGUACACAGACAGAGGUAGAAUUCCCAUCUGGUCUCGCUGAGACUUUGGCUGACGCACCAUGGGCAUCACACAUCAGGAUCCAGCGCACGUUUACCCCUGCGCAGAGCAUGCAGCUCUUGUCCUCAUCUUAGAGAUCUCUUGCCUGUGUGACCCCUUCUUCCAGGCAGCGAAGGUCAUUGCCUGACCUGAACCUGUGAAGAAUCCAGCAUAUGGAUCUUGAUCCAUCACUAAGGGAUGGUGGUUGGUGUCUGGUACUGACAAGCAAAGGUGCCUCUUCCCCAUUUUUAGGGCAUCAGAACUGGGGACAAUGUGGGAUGGAGGAUUUGAAAUCCAAACAAAGAUCUGUUUCCAAAGUUUUCAGCUAUAUACUCAUUGUAUCUUUUUAUCCUCAGGUUUGUAUGGGGCUCAGGAACUAGAAAUAAGUUUGUUUCCUUCUUGCUCAUGCUCAGAAGCUGGCUGCAAACUCCAAAGAAAUGUGGUGUGAAUGGAGCACUCACUCACCCCCUAGAGCACCAGCAGACAUACCAGGCAGGCAGCAGCAUGAAUAAUAAGUGUGGACUUUUAUAGUACUUUACAACUAAGGGUCUCCCAGCACUUUAUAACCUUCAUUAAGCACCACAACCCCUUGUGAGGCAGGGAAGUGUCAUUGCUUUUUGUGUGGUAGAGAAGGAAACUGAGCCAUAGCUAGGUUGAGUAAAGUGCUUGAAUUCCCACAAUGAUUAGUGACAGUCAAAAAUUUUGUUCCAACUACUGAGCCACACUCCCUCUCUUCUUCCCUGCCAUUCAUAGACAAUGUCUUAACCCUGCCUGUCAGAGUUGAACUGUAUAAAUCCUUGGGCCUACUGCACUUCUAGGUUAACAGCCUAAAUGAGCGUCAUUGCAGUGUUACCGCAGUACAUGAGAGAUCCACCCCCCUCUCCACCUCACCCUGGAUGAGUCCCCCGUUAUGGGACAUGUCUAAUAUGCACUAAGUCGUGAGAGUCACUCAGGAAAGCUGAUAGGGAGGGAGGGGAGAGCGUGUCAGGCGGAAGAGACACUCAUGUAUUGUACUUUGCUAAUGUAACAGCUUCACUCCUCAGCAUGGGGUCCCACUGUGUGCCUUACUACAAGUGACAGGGCAAUAACAGAAUCCUGCAUUAACUACAUGGAAUGACAGAUCUGUGACUAGGUACAGCACAGAUAUUCCCUUAUAUUGUGUAGAGAAGAUGGUUACAUCCAGCAGGUGCUUUGACAAUAACAGCCUGUCAUCACUCAUGCUUGCUAUUCGUCUUUUCAUAGAAGAUUAGGGUUGGAAGAGACCUCAGGAGGUCAUCUAGUCCAACCCCCUGCUCAAAGCAGGACCAACACCAACUAAAUCAUCUCAGCCAGGGCUUUGUCAAGCUGAGCAUUAAAAACCUCUAAGGAUGGAGAUUCCACCAGUGCUUCACCACCCUCCUAGUGAAAUAGUGUUUCCUAAUAUCCAACCUAGGCCUCCCACACUGCAACUUGAAGCCAUUGCUCCUUGUUCUGCUUCUUUUCCUUUUAGCUCUUCUCUCCCUCUUGAGAAGGUAGACCCUGGAGGGCUGCAUUUCCUCCACAGAAGGCUACAAACAUUUCACACUUGUUAAGUGAAUGUCAUGCUGCUGAAAAGUGCCUGUAGUAUAGUCAGCAAGCCACUCUGUGCCUGCAUAAUCCAGGCCAGGAAUUACAGCAUCUCUGGGUGGGGACACCAUGCAGCAUGGCCUGGGAGAUAGAGAAGCAGAGAGACUGCAGGCUCAAUAACAAAUUCCUUUGAGAUGCCUGAAGCUUGUGGCCCUUUGUUCAUAAUGAGGAUUGAUCAAUCCAACUUGCUCUCAGCUUCCAUUUUUGCUUGUGCCGCAGACUCUCCCUGCAGGUAGAACUGGAAACAGUAGCAGGCUCCAGAGAUUUCAAACAAAGACUUCAAUCAGUAGUUUGCAUAGUGCUGUUCUUUGAGCACGCCUAGCUCUGCUGCAAGGGAAAAGAUGAUUAAAACAAUGCCCUACCCAAUGGGCUAUCUGUGGUAAAGUGCUAUAAGGCUGUGAAAUCUCUUCCUGACUUGCUUUAAUGAUCUGUGAUGAAAUCCUUUAUAACUGCCUGUCAUUGAAUUGCUUAUUGGCUAUGUCAUAAACGGAUAGUUAAGAGUUAAUGGAACAGAAGUACUUCAUAUCUCUUGCCUGUAAAGGGUUAACAAGAUCAGUGAGCCUGGCUGUCACCUGACCAGAGGACCAAUCAGGGGACAGGAUACUUUCAAAUCUUGAGGGAGGGAAGUUUGUGUGGGGGCUGUUAGAUUUUGGUGGUUGUUCUCUCUGGGUUCUGAGAGAGACCAGACGUGCAACCAGGUUUCUCUCCAAUCUCUCUGAUACAGUCUCUUAUAUGUCCAGAUUAGUGAGUACUAGGUAGAUAAAGUGAGUUAGGCUUAUGUUUGUUUUCUUUAUUUGCAAAUGUGUAUUUGGCUGGAAGGAGUUCAAAUUUGUAUUUUGCUGAAAGGAUUUUAAUGUGUACUUGUAUACUUAGGCUGGGAGGGUAUUCCCAGUGUCUAUAGCUGAAAGACCUUGUAACAUAUUCCCUUUUAAAUUUACAAAGAUAAUUUUUACUGUUUUUCUCUCUUUAAUUAAAAGUUUCUUGUUUAAGAA
Messenger RNA from Gopherus flavomarginatus (Mexican gopher tortoise), 14791 nucleotides. RefSeq names its product ectodysplasin A2 receptor (gene EDA2R). Gene Ontology annotation, cellular component: plasma membrane. Gene Ontology annotation, molecular function: tumor necrosis factor receptor activity; protein binding. Gene Ontology annotation, biological process: tumor necrosis factor-mediated signaling pathway; positive regulation of JNK cascade; positive regulation of canonical NF-kappaB signal transduction. The record is from RefSeq and is a predicted model, not a curated record. The coding region runs from base 667 to 2289 and encodes 540 amino acids. The transcript has 11 exons. NCBI's taxonomy places the organism in Eukaryota, Metazoa, Chordata, Testudines, Testudinidae.